Molecule: messenger RNA, 1711 nt
Organism: Melitaea cinxia (Glanville fritillary)
Lineage: Eukaryota; Metazoa; Arthropoda; Insecta; Lepidoptera; Nymphalidae
Gene: Xpac
Product: DNA repair protein complementing XP-A cells homolog
Biological process (GO): base-excision repair; nucleotide-excision repair involved in interstrand cross-link repair; nucleotide-excision repair, DNA damage recognition
Cellular component (GO): nucleotide-excision repair factor 1 complex
Molecular function (GO): damaged DNA binding
Source: RefSeq, a predicted model, not a curated record
AUAUUUACAGGCUGAAUCAGGUUGAUGCUUUCAAACACACAUUUCGGAUCACCCAAUCACAAUAGGAAAUUUAAUCAAGCUAGUCCCGGGCUUGGUUCACUCGUGGUGUGUGACCUUGGUGCAAGAGUUUCUUAUAGAUAUGGAAGAGACAAUAGUGAGUCAAUUAUCAGAUGAGGAAAAUAGAGAGGUUAUGAAAAAAAAGGUAACAGAUGAAACAGAAGUGGACAGAGAGAAGAAGAGCGCCGCACUGACGGCAGCGCAGCGGGCGCGCGCCGAGCGGAACCGGCAGCGGGCGCUCGCGCUGAAGCAGGCGCGGCUGGUGCAGCGGCCACGUGAGCUCGCGAGCCGUACUCUUGGGCAUUGUAGUGGUAGCGGUGCAGCCUCUAUAGUUCGAAAUGAAGUAGUCGAGGAGGCGCGCGUGGAGCGAGCGCAGCGCGGCCGCGCCGUGGACACGGGCGGCGGCUUCCUGCUGGAGGAGGGCGCGGACGACGGCGAGCGCGAGGCGCGGCCGCGCGCGCCGCCCGCGCCCGUGGUGCACCGCGCCGACCAGCCGCACUGCCUGCUGUGCGCGCGCCCCUUCCCGCAGUCCUACCUCUUCGACACCUUCGACUACAGCGUCUGCGACGCGUGCAGGGACGAUGAGGACGCGCACUGCCUCAUCACGCGCACGGAGGCCAAGAGCGAGUUCCUGCUGAAGGACUGCGACCUGGACCUGCGGCCGCCGCCGCUGCGCUGCGUGCGGCGCCGCAACCCGCACCGCUCGCGCUUCGCCGAGAUGCGCCUGUACCUGCGCGCGCAGGUGCGGGAGCGCGCGCUGGCCGUGUGGGGCUCCGAGGAGGCGCUGCGCCGCGAGCGCGCCGAGCGGCUGGCGCGCCGCGAGCGGGCGGCGGACACGGCCGCGCGCCGCCGCCUGCGCGCGCUGCGCAUGGACGUGCGCUCCAGCCUGUACGAGCGCACGCGCGCCGCGCACGAGCACGCCUUCGGGCCUGAGACCUACGACGCGGCCGCCGACGCGUACAGUCGCGCCUGCGCCUGCGGCCACGUCGAGACCUACGAGAAGAUGUGACUCCCGAGUGCGAGCCGCAACGUCGACCGCAGUGCGGACGAGUGUGUCGUGAUCGAAGGAAAACCAAAUGCAAGAUGUGAGAUAAUACAACACUUUUACUAUUCUUAUAAAUAAAAAUGUGAUAUUAAGUCUAAAUAGAAAAUGUUUUCUCAAAUACCACCAUGACACCGACAAAUGCUAUGCGAAGUAAACGUAUACUGUGUAUGGAAUGAUUUAAUGACACAAUAAAUUUCAUCAAUUGGUGUUCUUUCAAUAUCAUAAACUUACUUAACACGAAUGGUAAGGUCGAAACGUUUCCCCUGUUAACACAUUCUCAUUACUCUAACAUGUAACAUUGUCGGUGACAUGACAGAAAAUAAAAAGUUCAUAUUUAAAUUGACUUCAAAUCUUCUGGUAGCUCAUUCUUGGGAUGUUUGUUUUCAAAAUGCUGCUUAUAAGUCUUGGGGUCCGGCAUCUGCGCCUAAAACAAAUAUGCCUCAGUUAAAUUUAUUUUUCUUAAACUAUUUAAAAGAUCAACUAAAGAAAUGCUAAUAAAAUAUGAAAAGAAAUACAUUUUCUAUUGUCGUGUUUAUAAUAGUGUAUUAAUGUUAAUGGGUAUCAAAUAAUCUCUUUUAUAGUACAAAUAAAUGAAUUUUUUGAUGACUA